This is a messenger RNA of Akanthomyces muscarius, 816 nucleotides long. RefSeq lists its product as uncharacterized. The coding region runs from base 1 to 816 and encodes 271 amino acids. The transcript is spliced from 2 exons. The record is from RefSeq and is a predicted model, not a curated record. NCBI's taxonomy places the organism in Eukaryota, Fungi, Ascomycota, Sordariomycetes, Hypocreales, Cordycipitaceae. Gene Ontology annotation, biological process: regulation of DNA-templated transcription.
AUGGCGCCCAAUAACCAGCUCGGCAAGCGCGUCAAGCUGACACAAGUUCGCCGCCCAUUCAUUGUCGGCACGACAGCAGUGCCAUUUAGCGAAGCGAACCCGCGACCGGUCGGCGCGCCCGAUAAUCAUACGCAUUCUUGGUCUGUCUUUGUAAAAGGCCUCGAAGACACGGAUAUUACGUACUGGCUGCGACGUGUUCAGUUCAAGCUGCACGAGUCGAUUCCUAAUCAUGUGCGCAUGAUUGAAGGCGAGGCCGGUAAGCCUUUCAUGGUCAGCGAGACGGGUUGGGGUGAAUUCGACAUUACCGUCAAGCUAUACUACGUCAACGAAUCCGGCGAGAAACCGCAAACAUUAUACCACUAUCUGCGCCUGCAUCCAUUUGGGCGAACCGAGGAGGAGAAGCAAGCCAUGAUGACUGGAAAUGGCGAAGUCCGCGCGUGGAGCUACGAAGAGCAACUAUUCAAUGAACCCUACGAAGCCUUCUUCAACGUCCUCACCAGCGGUGCCGUCCCGAAAGGCUGGAAGACGGCAGGGGGCGGCAAGGGCAAAGGCAAGAACCGCCCGACGCCGCCUCUGCCCGCUCCCGACAGCGACAAUGUCUGGGAGCGAUCCGCCAUGAUCCCGAAGCACAACCGCCCCGCGCAGCCGUUUAGCCGCGAGACGGAGGCGGCCGAGAUCAAGAAGCUAAAGGACGCGCAGACCAAGACGGAGGAGAUGAGCGCCAAGGUGCUCGAGGAGCUCAAGGGCAAGGAAGACUUGCUGGCCAAGCUCAAGGCCGAGAAUGCAGCGGCAGCCGCGACGGCCAAGCCAGCUUAG